GAUUUUACAUCUUAUAGUAUGUUUCUAUAAAUUGAUAAAUAUUGAUAAUUGUCUAAUAUUAGUUAAAGACACUAGUUAGUAAUAAUAUUUUUCUUCCAUAACUCCGAGUGUACUUUAACUAAAGCUGAAAAAAUAACCAAUCUUACUGAGUUAUAAUAAUAAUAAUAAUAACAGCAUUAAAUAUUAUAUUUUUAAUUCUUUCACCUUUAACAUAUUCUAUUUUGAUUUAUUAGUAUCGUGUUGUAUGCGACUUUGAAUUGCAUUUUCUUUUGGAGCAAUAUCAUUGCAGUAAUUAUUUACAUUAACAGAGUGACAAAAGAAAAAAUAAAAGUGCAAGAAAAAGGGCAUUCAGUGAGGAAGCAGAGGCCAGUUAUAAAUUCAUCAUUGUCAGUAACUCAAAUCUCACCUUCACAGUUCACACCACCACUUGUGUUGUUGUUGUGUUGUUGUACCAGUGUGUGUGAUUUGUCCUGUUGUUUUUCCUUUGCCUGUUAGUGAAAGAGUAACAACUACAAGCAAAGCAAAGUUAAUCCAUAGUCUGAACAAUGGUGGUGAAGAAGCCACGGAUUGUGAUAAUUGGAGCAGGAAUGGCAGGUCUCACAGCUGCCAACAAGCUCUACACUGCCACUGCUUCAAAGGACUUGUUUGAGCUGUGUGUUGUAGAGGGUGGAACAAGGAUUGGUGGCAGAAUCAACACCUCCGAGUUUGGUGGUGACCGUAUUGAGAUGGGUGCUACAUGGAUCCAUGGAAUUGGAGGAAGCCCAAUUCACAAAAUUGCCCAAGAAACCAACUCACUUCACUCUGACCAACCUUGGGAGUGCAUGGAUGGUAACCCUGAUGAUGCCAUCACCAUUGCUGAAGGUGGUUUCCACCUUCACCCUUCCGUUGUUCACCCCAUCACAAAGCUCUUCAACAACCUCAUGGAUUACUCUCAAGGGAAACUCACUGAAGCCACUGCAAAGGGUGAACUUGACACUUAUCAUAAGCUGGCUGCUAAAGCUGCUUCCAACAUGUCUGGGAACAACGACAACCUUAGUAUUGGUUAUUUCCUCAGACAAGGCCUUGAUGCUUACUUGGGUUCUGUGAAGGAGCAUGAGGAGGUGAAAGGGUGUGGGAACUGGAGCAGGAAGUUGCUUCAAGAAGCAAUCUUUGCAAUGCAUGAGAACACCCAGAGGACUUACACUUCAGCUGGUGACCUUUUGAGUCUAGAUUAUGGGGCUGAAAGUGAGUACAUAAUGUUCCCGGGUGAAGAAAUCACAAUUGCUAAAGGGUAUGUAAGCAUAAUUCAGUACUUAGCUUCUGUGUUACCACCUGGUUUAGUUCAGUUAGGUAGAAAGGUCACAAGGAUUGAGUGGCAACCUGUGAUAGAUGACGAGCAGAAGGGUGUGGAAAAUAAUGGUUGUUGUUCAAGGCCUGUGAAGCUGCAUUUCUGUGAUGGCUCCUUUAUGUCUGCUGAUCAUGUCAUUGUCACUGUUUCACUUGGAGUGUUAAAAGCUGCUAUUGGUGAUGAUUCAGGUAUGUUCUGUCCUCCUCUUCCACCUUCCAAGGCUGAGGCAAUUUCAAGGCUUGGUUUUGGUGUUGUUAACAAGUUGUUUAUGCAACUGAGUCCAACACAUGGAGGUGGGAAACAUGGACAUGAACAUGAACAAUCCAAAGGGUUUCCUUUUCUUCAAAUGGUUUUUCAUUCACCUCAAUCUGAAAUGAGGAACAAGAAAAUACCCUGGUGGAUGAGAAGAACAGCUACCCUUUUUCCCAUCUACACCAAUUCUAGUGUCCUCUUGUCUUGGUUUGCUGGAGAAGAAGCACUGGCGCUUGAGUCACUCAAAGAUGAAGAGAUCAUCAAUGGGGUUUCAUCCACUGUCUCGUGCUUUCUACCACAGUGGCAAAAAGGUUCAAGUCCACAUAAAUUGUGCAAUGGGAAUGUGAGUUCUGAGGAGAGAUCUCAACAAAAUGAAGUUCAGUUCAGUGAAGUCUUGAAGAGCAAAUGGGGGACUGAUCCAUUAUUUUUAGGCUCAUACAGUUAUGUUGCAGUAGGAUCAAGUGGUGAUGACUUAGAUACAAUGGCAGAGCCAUUGCCAAAAGAUAGCUGUUGUCAUCCUUCUCCACUUCAAAUUUUGUUUGCAGGAGAAGCAACUCACAGAACUCAUUAUUCUACAACUCAUGGUGCUUACUUCAGUGGUCUUAGAGAAGCUAAUAGGCUUCUUCAACAUUAUCAUUGUGUUGGGAUUUAUAACAACUAGUACUUUUUUUUUACUUCCUUUUUUCCCCUCCCUUUUAAAAUUUUGAACAUCAAUCUCUAUGAUAUUAUUAUUCCCAUUUUCAUUUUAAACGUCUUCGUUUCUCUUUAAGGAAAGUAGUGAGUGAGUGAUUGGGAAAAAAUCAAUAUUAGAAGGGGGCAAGAUGAAUAGUGAGAUGGGGACAUUUAGAUGUACUACUUGAAGUAAUUUUUCCCCAAUAUUUCUUUCGCUUCAUGAGUGUAGUUUCUUUUCAUUUAAUCUCUUGUUAAUCAUCAAACCAAAACUAGACGAGAUUUUUUAUUGACAUUCAGAAUAUGAAUUUAGAACUAGAAAGCUUCAGAUAUCAUCAUCAUAUAUGCUACCUCCAUGUGUGUUCUCUGGCUUCCCUCGAAGGACAGGAUCCGCCAAACCCGGCUCUUUCCAGCUCGGAAUCUCCCUCAUUAGUUUUAUGAAAUGAAAUAUGGCUUGUCAACUGCUCAGGCCUAUUUGUUCUUGUCAUGUAUCAACUCUACUCAAAACUAUGAUCCUACUACCUUUAUGAGAAUUGGCCUUGAUGUGAUAUAUAGAGCUUCUGUAAUUAAGUGAAGCUCGCUUGGUCAGGAUUCAUGAAAACGACUGGUCCCAUUCCCCUGCCUAGUAGUACGUAUAUAGGCAAUAGGACAGACAUACAUAUAUGUAGAC
Molecule: messenger RNA, 2918 nt
Organism: Abrus precatorius (Indian licorice)
Lineage: Eukaryota; Viridiplantae; Streptophyta; Magnoliopsida; Fabales; Fabaceae
Product: probable polyamine oxidase 5
Exons: 2
Coding region: 546-2240 (564 amino acids)
Molecular function (GO): polyamine oxidase activity
Source: RefSeq, a predicted model, not a curated record